Molecule: messenger RNA, 3569 nt
Organism: Herpailurus yagouaroundi (jaguarundi)
Lineage: Eukaryota; Metazoa; Chordata; Mammalia; Carnivora; Felidae
Product: polyadenylate-binding protein 2
Exons: 4
Coding region: 193-774 (193 amino acids)
Biological process (GO): extrinsic apoptotic signaling pathway in absence of ligand; regulation of apoptotic process; intrinsic apoptotic signaling pathway in response to DNA damage
Cellular component (GO): nucleus; mitochondrial outer membrane
Molecular function (GO): poly(A) binding; BH domain binding
Source: RefSeq, a predicted model, not a curated record
UCUCCUCCCUCCUUCCUUCCCUCCCUUCCUCCGUCUCUCCCUCCCUCCCAGCUCCUGCACCAGGAAACAGCCCGGAUCCUGGCAGCGGCCUGACCCGGCUCCACGCUGGCCAGGAGGAUGAAAGGCCCCAGCUGGGGGCUCCUUGCCACCAGCGCUGGGUCCUAAAAGCUGCCAUCCAGGCUGGCUGCCCGGAUGGCGACCCCAGCCUCAGCCCCAGACACACGGGCUCUAGUGGCAGACUUUGUAGGCUAUAAGCUGAGGCAGAAGGGUUAUGUUUGUGGAGCAGGCCCUGGGGAGGGCCCAGCAGCUGACCCACUGCACCAAGCCAUGCGUGCAGCUGGAGAUGAGUUUGAGACCCGCUUCCGGCGCACCUUCUCUGAUUUGGCAGCCCAGUUGCAUGUGACCCCUGGGUCAGCCCAGCAACGCUUCACCCAGGUCUCUGAUGAACUCUUCCAAGGGGGCCCCAACUGGGGCCGCCUUGUGGCCUUCUUUGUCUUUGGAGCCGCACUGUGUGCUGAGAGUGUCAACAAGGAGAUGGAGCCACUUGUGGGACAAGUGCAAGAGUGGAUGGUGGCCUACCUGGAGACACGGCUGGCCGACUGGAUUCACAGCAGUGGGGGCUGGGCGGAGUUCACAGCUCUAUACGGGGACGGGGCCCUGGAGGAGGCGCGGCGUCUGCGGGAGGGGAACUGGGCCUCAGUGAGGACAGUGCUGACAGGGGCCGUGGCACUGGGGGCCCUGGUAACUGUAGGGGCCUUUUUUGCUAGCAAGUGAGAAAGUCCAGGGCCAGGUGGGGCUAGGUGUAGUUGGGGGACAAGAGAGCAGGAACAGAACAAGAGAAAUGCCCUUGGAAGAAGUGGGUGAAUGGAUGGGCAUGGAAUGGGGAUGGGAAGGGGCAGGGUACUGUGGGAAGGAGCUGUGUGUGCCAGGCAGGCAGUCGGAAGGAUGAGCUGGAGACAUUAGGGGAUGUGUUUGGAAAGCGAGCAGGCCAGGAGAUGGAGGCAUUCCAGGGUUGGGAGGAGGUGGGAGAGAUCAUGCCUAUACGUAUAGGCACACAAAACUAUAACUAGAGCUUACUUUGUAGCCCUAAAGAAGGAGGAUUUGCAUAAGGGGUUGUGUCUCCAUUGGAUGAGUGAGAUUUGGGGAAAAACACCGAAGGCACAUCCCUUUGGAAUGGAAGCUUGGAGUUCUCAGGUGAUAGGGAGAGGUGGCUGUGAUGUUGGGCUGCUUGGACAUGUGUAUGCAUGUGCACGCGUGCUUGUGUGCAUGCUAGGCUGCUUGUCUAACAUGGUGGCGGCCGUAUUCACAGAGAAAACAUUCCCUGUUGAAGUGGCAAGAACAAGGGGCAGCUCUCUGCCCCUCCUCCCAACUCCCUUCUCCCCCUCUCCUUGUCCUGAUGCCUCAAGGCUAUGGGAAAAACACUGUAUCCAGAAGAGGGCUUUGGGCACUUUUCCACAGAAAGUCAUUUGCAGGGCUUUGGAGAUAAGUUCUGUAGCUGGCCCUGUUGCUUCACCGUCCCUAUUCCUUGUGCAUCAUGCACUUGCUGCUGCCUCCUGGGCUCUGACAGAAAACAGGGCCGUGGAGCCUGCAGUGGGGGUGGGUGGGGAGCUGGACCUACCUGCCGCCCUCCUCUCCCACUGGGGCACACUGGUGCCUAAAGUGUUCCCUGUCUCUGGGACUUUCUGCACCCAAACUCAAACUCUAAAUUGGGACUCUAAUUUUCCUUGUGAGUGUGUGGAGGUAAAUGCUGAUCUAGAGUACAGUCUGGGUCUUGCACUGUGUCUCAGUGAGACUGCUGAUGCCUUGAGAGGAACAUUCCAGCUCUGAACCCCAUAGGUGUGAGGGUGACCUAUACUCCGUGACUGGCCUAUUCCGUGUAGUGGGCUUUGGUGCUGCUUUAUCAAGGGCCAGAUAUAUGGGUUCUAGAGUACCUACCAUGACCUAGAAGCAUUUAUAUUUUCUUUGAAGCCACGCUGUUUGCAUGGGUGUUACUUGUCUGUACCUCUGAGUCUGAGGACGUUAACUUUAGAGCUCACAGUCCUCUAGAACAGAUUCCACUUAUAGCUUUUUCUUUUGAGAAAGAAAUGAUUUCACUCCAGAUGCAUGCCCUGAGCCAGACCUCACUGCUGCACUUCCCAAGGUGCUAAAAUUGCUGCUCUCCAAUGCUGACUUCAGACACAGUGCUCUAGAACCCUGCCCUUGAUCCUGAGCACUGAUCAGCUUAGCUAGACCAUGGUUGACUCUUCUUGGGAUUUUCAUUUGGUCCCAAAAUGUGGCAACAUAGUUGUACUCACAAGAAUGUGGGACCAAAAUUGGCCUCAGGUGUUUAGCCCAGACUUUUGCUUUUGAGAGAGGGCUGCACUUUUUAAUGGUAUUUAUAGGGGAGGUGGAAGACUGCAUGUGCCACUUGGUCCAUCGUGAGUAUGCUGAUACCAGAAACUCAGAGCUGGUCUGUGGCAGGCAGUUGGGGUGGGGUGGGGGGUCUCUGACUUGCUCAGGACAAACUAGACCAGUGGUUUUCAGGCUGCUUGGCAGAGCCCUGAGGUUUCCUAGGGGUUGCCUCAGGAGGCCUUGGGGAGGUGAAGGGAGGGGGUGCUGAGCAGGCUGGGCUACUUGUCCUUAAACAGAAUAGCUCCCCUUGUAGCUGUCUUACAUAUCGGGGUUCAGGGUAAGAUUUUAUUUGCAUUAAGGGGUUUGCUGCUGAAAAAAAAAAGUUGGAAAACCACUGACUAGACCAUCAGCUCCAAAUUGGAGCCUGUGCUCCCCCAGGUUUGGGGCAGACUCCACCCUCCCCUCUACCACAAGACCACCUAUCCCUGUUAACUCUCCUGGGGACCUUUAGCAAACAGGAGCAGCAGGGACCAUGGUCAGGUAACUGAAAUGCCCUGCUCUGAGGCCUUCACACCUUGGUAGAAGGAGAAGUUGUUUUCUGAAAGGGUAAAGGGCUUGGAUUCCCAGAAGCAUAGCUUGAAUGGGACCGUAGUGGGCAGUUUUGAUCUGUCCUGUCCUUGAGGGGCAAUGGAAACCCCAGAGACUCUUCUAUCAGGGAAAACUAGAGACUCUUCUAGAGCCAUAUAGUUCCUUGGGAUUAGCUCUUGGCCAGGAAGGCUGAGUAUGGCUCCCAAUUUUUAAAUCUAUUUCAUUUUUUAAAAAAUAAGGAAAAUAAAUCUAAUUGCCAUUUUUCAGAGAUUAAAUAGGUAGAGAGGGUGUUUCUUGCUCUCCAGAGCCCAAAGGGACAUAUAGGGAUUUUGCUUAGGCCAAGGAAGGAGCAGAAGUAGGGCAACUAGGUCCUGCGAUUAUUAAUCCUACUCCCCACUUAUUCUAGGGUAUAUACUAUUUUACUUUUUUAAAUCAUAAAAUGGCGAGAGAACAGAUUUGGUUAGUUUAGAAGAAAAGAAAAAGCUCUAUAAAUAUAAAUAUAUAUUCCUGUAUUUUUAUUUAAUAAUUUAUAAAUAUCAAGUUCAUUUGACUUUUAUUUUUGUGUAAUAUGUAAUGGUCGUAUUAAAAAAAAAUAAAGCCCAGAAGUUUAAUGAGAAGGACUGAGCAGGGUUUGUGACUUCUACACUCUA